CCAGCGACUGGAGCCGGGCCUUCGCCGCCAGAGGCCGGCGAGUGCUGUCUUCUUGAGCCGGCAGCCGGGCAAGGGGCCGUGGGAGGGAGCGGUGGCCUGCGCUGUGGCCAUGUCUGUGUCUGCAGGGGGCCGUGGUCCCGCGAACCUGAACCAUCAGUCCGGGCCCGGCCGGACACCCGUGACCUCCCGGGGGUCCGGCAGAGGGCAGUGACCGGCAAUCUCUGUGCUUCCUGACCCCUUCCCCCUCCCCGAGAAACAGGGCUUUUGGCUGGACCCCGAUACUUGCCUUGGAGAUAUUGAGGUACUACAUGAUUUCAGGUGGUUGGAGAACUGUUCGGAAGGAGAUGUCCACUAGCCCCAGCCAGCUGACCCUGCUCUCACAACAUGCAGGUGACGGCAGAACUAUAAUAUGCUAGUAGCCUGGAUUCCUGAAUCACUGCCCGGAGGGAGCUGCUCUGAAUUGCUACCAAACCCACAGAGAGCCCAAGGGAUGGCUGCUGACAUGCAGAGGAAGAGAAGCAGCGAAGGCCCUGAUGGCACGUUGGCUCCUUCUGAUGGGCAGAGUGUGGAGAGAGCUGAGAGCCCCACACCAGGACUGGCCCAGGGAAUGGAGCCAGGUGCCGGACAGGAGGGUGCCAUGUUCGUCCAUGCCCGUUCCUAUGAGGACCUGACAGAAUCAGAGAAUGGGGUGGCUUCUGGGGAGAGCCCCAAGGAGGGUGCUGGUGGUCCUCCACCUCUGCCUACAGACAUGCGCCAGAUCAGCCAGGACUUCAGUGAGCUGAGCACCCAGCUGACAGGUGUCGCCCGAGACCUGCAGGAGGAGAUGCUUCCAGGAAGCUCUGAGGACUGGCCGGAGUCCCCAGGGGCAGCUGGGCGACCAGCCACAGAGCCCCCAAGAGAGGGCACUGGUGAAGGGGAUGAGGAGGAGACUGCUGAGGCAUGGCGCCUGCACCAGAAGCAUGUCUUCGUGCUGAGCGAGGCAGGGAAGCCUGUGUACUCCCGCUAUGGGUCAGAGGAGGCACUUUCCAGCACCAUGGGUGUCAUGGUGGCCCUGGUGUCCUUCCUGGAGGCUGACAAGAAUGCCAUCCGUUCCAUCCAUGCAGAUGGCUACAAGGUAGUAUUCGUGCGCCGGAGCCCACUGGUGCUGGUGGCGGUGGCCCGCACGCGGCAGUCGGCACAGGAACUGGCGCAAGAGUUGCUCUACAUCUACUACCAGAUCCUGAGCCUUCUUACGGGUGCGCAGCUGAGCCACAUCUUCCAGCAGAAGCAGAACUAUGACCUGCGGCGCCUGCUCUCGGGCUCUGAGCGCAUCACGGACAACCUGCUGCAGCUCAUGGCGCGAGACCCCAGUUUCCUGAUGGGGGCGGCGCGCUGCCUGCCCUUGGCGGCGGCCGUGCGCGACGUCGUGAGUGCCAGUCUGCAGCAGGCGCGCGCCCGCAGCCUCGUCUUCUCCAUCCUGCUGGCGCGCAACCAGCUCGUGGCGCUUGUGCGCCGCAAGGACCAAUUCCUGCACCCCAUCGACCUGCACCUGCUCUUCAACCUCAUAAGUUCCUCCUCGUCCUUCCGCGAGGGCGAGGCCUGGACGCCCGUGUGCCUGCCCAAAUUCAACGCAGCCGGCUUCUUCCACGCACACAUCUCGUACCUGGAGCCUGACACGGAUCUCUGCCUGCUGCUCGUCUCCACCGACCGUGAGGACUUCUUUGCAGUGUCUGACUGCCGCCGCCGCUUUCAGGAGCGCCUGCGAAAGCGCGGAGCACACCUGGCGCUGCGGGAGGCACUGCGCACACCUUACUACAGUGUUUCCCAAGUGGGCAUCCCUGACCUGCGCCACUUCCUCUAUAAGUCAAAGAGCUCGGGACUCUUCACCAGCCCUGAGAUCGAGGCCCCGUACACCAGUGAAGAGGAGCAGGAGCGGCUGCUGGGCCUCUACCAGUACCUGCACAGCCGCGCCCACAAUGCCUCCCGCCCACUCAAGACUAUCUACUACACGGGCCCCAACGAGAACCUCCUGGCUUGGGUGACAGGCGCCUUUGAGCUCUACAUGUGCUACAGCCCCCUGGGGACCAAGGCGUCGGCCGUCAGUGCCAUCCAUAAACUGAUGCGCUGGAUCCGCAAAGAAGAAGACCGCCUCUUCAUCCUCACGCCCCUCACAUACUGAUGAGAAUGUGUGUGGGCUCGGCCCUCCUAGGCACACCAGGCUGUGGAAGCCAUGGGAGCUUCCAGGUGGGGCUGGCCUCUGGCCCAGGCAGCAGGCAGGGACUGUCGGUUGGUGUGUGCAUUAAAGUGCUUUGGGGAAGACA
Molecule: messenger RNA, 2300 nt
Organism: Aethalodelphis obliquidens (Pacific white-sided dolphin)
Lineage: Eukaryota; Metazoa; Chordata; Mammalia; Artiodactyla; Delphinidae
Gene: MON1A
Product: MON1 vesicular trafficking associated A
Exons: 8
Coding region: 410-2158 (582 amino acids)
Biological process (GO): protein secretion; protein targeting to vacuole; vesicle-mediated transport
Cellular component (GO): Mon1-Ccz1 complex
Source: RefSeq, a predicted model, not a curated record